Talaromyces stipitatus ATCC 10500 is the source of this 2124-nucleotide messenger RNA. RefSeq names its product terminal deoxynucleotidyl transferase, putative. Bases 1 to 2124 code for a protein of 707 amino acids. Gene Ontology annotation, cellular component: nucleus. The record is from RefSeq and is a predicted model, not a curated record. The transcript has a single exon. NCBI's taxonomy places the organism in Eukaryota, Fungi, Ascomycota, Eurotiomycetes, Eurotiales, Trichocomaceae. Gene Ontology annotation, molecular function: DNA binding; DNA-directed DNA polymerase activity. Gene Ontology annotation, biological process: double-strand break repair via nonhomologous end joining.
AUGACUUCAUCCAUCCCACGAGCACCAACAUCAUCACCCCUCGCAGACGACGAAGCCCUCGGCACACCUCUUUUCGCAAAUUACCCACCCAUGUUCGUCCUCCCGACACGACUCACAUUGGACGAACUACAUACGCUGGAAGACCAACUCGGGCGUCUGGAAGCUACAUUGACAUACGACGUCUCGGAAGCCCGGAUAUUUAUAGGUACGAUUGUGCAACGGAAACGAGCAGCGUUGGAACUAAGGGCGAGGGGAGUUUGGACUGAGGAGGUUAUGUCUUUGGAUACCGCUGGUUCUGGAGGUGGUGGUUCAGCGAAGAGACAAAGGCAGGACUCGUCGUCGCCCUCACCAAAGAGGAGGCGAUUGGGGUCGCGGAAGGGGGAGGGAUGGAGUCAGCAGGAUGUAGUCGAUUUAGGCAGUACAGAGACCGAGAACGCAUGCGUAGAUAGUAGGGCUUCGUCACCGGUGCAGCAACAGAGAAGACUACUGCAAUCAUCUGUUAUCACUGCCGAAACCAAUACGCAACAAGAACAAAACUCAAUCGUGCAAGAGAAUCACGUCAAGGUUGUCAAACUCGAAUGGAUAACCCAAUCAGUCAAAGCAGGGAAAGCACUGAAUAUUGAUCACUUCAUCGUCUACCACGGAAAAGUGAUUGCACGACCACAAGAACCCACCUCGACGCAGACGCAUAUACCAAUCUCAAGCGUAAAAGAAAGCGGAGGAAUCCUAGCCCGUGCCAUAGGCGACGCAGCAUCCAGGCCUGCCCCAUCCUCCCAAUCGUCAUACACCUCAAGAUUCGCCUCGUCAUCAAGACACGCCGGAAAAGCAGCAAUAACAGCAGGAGGAGGAAACAGCUCACAACACUACAGUCCACCCACAUUAUACCGACAAACAACCUCCGAACACGAUGCCACAAUCCUCAUCCCACCGGCACCAGACUGGGUCAAAAACCGGAUUAUGUACGCCUGCAUGCGCUCAGCACCUUUACACCCGCCAAAUGAAGCAUUCAUAAACCAGCUCGUCAAAAUUCGCAAAGUGCGUGAAUUGACCCUCGACGAAAUCGGGGUACGAGCUUAUAGUACAUCGAUCGCGGCACUGGCGGCGUAUCCGUAUGAACUUCGCACGCCGGUGGAAGUUCUAUCGUUACCAGGGUGCGAUACGAAGAUUGCUAAUUUGUUCGUCGAGUUUCGGAAUAGUUCCGAUGGAAGAUUGGAAGCUGCUGAUGUACUUGAUACGGAUCCUGUGAUUAGUACAAUCCAUCAGUUCUAUAAUAUCUGGGGAGUGGGUGCCAGAACAGCCCGAGAAUUCUAUUAUCAACGUCAAUGGCGCGAUUUGGAUGAUGUGAUUGUGCAUGGAUGGAAUAACCUGUCACGCGUACAACAGAUUGGUCUAAAAUAUUACGACGAAUUCCUGGCAGGUAUCCCGCGCACAGAAGUCGCCGAAAUCGCGAAAACGAUUCAUCGACAUGCAAUCCUCGCCAGACCCGGUUGUGAAUACGACGGCCAGGGAAUCGAAUGUAUCAUUGUAGGCGGAUAUCGUCGCGGAAAGGAGACGCAGGGAGAUAUAGAUCUGGUUCUGAGUCAUCGUGAUGAGCGCGUUACAAAGGAUCUUGUCCUUGACGUAGUCGGUAGUUUGGAGAACGGAGGUUGGAUUAAGCAUACUCUCGCUUUGCAUAUGACGACCUCAAAUAGAGAGCAGCAAACGUUGUCGUUUCAUGGUGAUCCGGGAUCACAUCAUUUCGAUAGUUUAGAUAAAGCACUUGUUGUGUGGCAAGAUCCUCAUUUUGAGGCUGACAAUAAUAUCGAAAAUGAAGGGGAAGGAGAGGUCCAAAGGAAAAAUUCAAACCCCCAUCGACGGGUCGAUAUUAUUAUCUCACCAUGGCGUACAGUUGGUUGCGCCGUAUUGGGCUGGUCAGGCGAUACCACAUUUGAGCGGGAUUUGAGACGAUAUGCUAAAAAGGCGCAUGGAUGGAAAUUUGAUUCUAGUGGCGUGCGAGAGAGGACUUCGGGGGGUCAUGUUAUUGAUUUGGAGAAGGGGGGGAGGACGUGGGAGGAGAGGGAGAGGUUGGUAAUGGAGGGAUUGGGAGUUGGAUGGAGACCUGCUAGUGAGAGAUGUACUAGGUGA